AUGGAUAGGAAUAGACAGUUGCUAUUAAUUUUAGGGGUGCUAUUUCAUUUCUUUUAUUUAUGGUCAAUAUUUGAUAUUUAUUUUGUACUGCCAUUAGUACAUGGAAUGAAUCAUCAUGUUUCAACUUAUGAACCACCAGCUAAAAGAUUGUUUUUAAUAGUAGGAGAUGGAUUACGAGCAGAUAAAACUUUUCAAAAAUUGAAACAUCCAAGAACUGGGGAAACAAAAUAUUUAGCUCCAUAUUUAAGAAGUUUAGCUUUGAAUAAUGGUACAUGGGGUAUAUCAAAUACAAGAAUGCCUACUGAAUCAAGACCUGGUCAUGUUGCAAUGAUUGCUGGAUUUUAUGAAGAUGUUUCAGCUGUAACUAAAGGUUGGAAAGAAAAUCCGGUUAAUUUCGAUUCAUUUUUCAAUCAAUCUAAACAUACUUAUUCAUUUGGAAGUCCUGAUAUUCUACCGAUGUUUGCUUAUGGAGAUGGGGUCGUUCCUGGUAGAAUUGAUGUUUGUAUGUAUGGGCAUGAGUUUGAAGAUUUUACAUCAAGUUCAAUUGAAUUAGAUUCGUUUGUUUUUAAACAUUUUGAUGAUUUAUUGAAUAAUUCAACUACAAAUAAAACUUUAAAUGAUGAAUUAAGGCAAGAUGGUAAUGUCUUUUUUUUACAUUUAUUAGGUCCAGAUACUGCUGGUCAUGCAUAUCGUCCAUAUUCAGCUGAAUACUAUGAAAAUAUUGAAUAUAUCGAUAAUAUGUUGGAAAAAGUCGUACCACAAAUUAAUGAAUUUUUUGGAGAUGAUAAAACUGCAUUUGUAUUUACGGCUGAUCAUGGUAUGUCUGAUUUUGGAUCUCAUGGUGAUGGUCACCCUGAUAAUACAAGAACUCCUUUAAUUGCUUGGGGAGCUGGGGUGAACAAACCUGUACAAUUGAAAGAUCUUGAACAUGUUAAAGAGCAAAUAAUAAAACAAGAUCCUGUAAAUAGUGGGUAUGAAUCUACUUAUUUUGAUACUUGGGAAUUAGAUCAUUUAGUAAGAAAUGAUGUAAAUCAAGCAGAUAUAGCAUCAUUAAUGGCUUAUCUAAUUGGUGCAAAUUAUCCAGCAAAUUCAGUUGGUGAAUUACCAUUAAGUUAUAUUGAUGCUGAGCCAGAACUCAAGAUAAAAUCAUUAUACGCAAAUGCUUUGGCCAUUGUUGAACAGUACAUUGUAAAAGAACAAGAAGUAUUAAGUCAUCAAUUUAAAUUCAAACCAUUUGAACCAUUCGUUGAAAAAAGGAUCCAAGAUUACCAAAAGGAAAUUGAAAGCUUAAUUGAACUUUUGAAGAAUGGACCUGAUGAAAAUGUUGAAAAGUUAGCAAUUGAAGUUACUGAGGAUUUGAUGAAAAAGGCUCUCUCUGGUUUAAAUUAUUUAACUACUUAUAAUUGGUUAUUACUCAGAACAAUUGUCACAUUUGGAUUUUUUGGAUGGAUUAUUUUUGCGUUCAUAUUAUUUAUUAAAUUAUUUAUUUUACCUGAAGAUUACUUGAAAACUGACAAAAGGUCUAACUCACCAAUAUUGCUUGGUUCAUUCUUAACUUUGGGUGCUUCAAUAGGAUAUUUAUUAUUUUAUCAGAACUCCCCAUUCAAUUAUUACAUGUAUGCUGCUUUUCCAAUAUAUUUUUGGUACACAAUAUUAGAUGAGAGAAGAUAUUUAUUCGAUGGACUUGAUAACUUGUUACAUGGUGUUGGAUGGCUGACCAAAUUAUUCAUUUUGAUCUCAUUUAUAGGAAUGUAUGAAGGUAUAACAUAUGGGUUCUUUGAGAGAUGCAUUUUUUCAAUAAUCUUUUGCAUCGUUGGUAUAUAUCCAGCUUUAGUUCUGGGAUCAAAUAAAAUAUCUGGAUUGAUGAAAAUUUUGUGGUUUUCCAGUUGCUUAUUUAUGUGUAUCUUCACAAAUCUUGAUCCAGUAAAAGUUGAAAACUUAUUAUUAAUUAAUCUUGGAUCAAUAUUAGCAUUUAUAAUUAGUACAGUUGGGUUCAAUGCAGUUCAAAAGAGAAAUCCUGAUUUAGGUAGUGCUCAAAAAGUACUUAUUAAUUUACAAAUACUUACUAUUCCUUUAAUAACUUAUGCAACAGAUGUAUCUGUUGUUUCUUUACAAUCAAGAGCUGGUCUUCCAUUGUAUUCACAAAUUUUAGGAUGGGUAACAUUUGUUCUUUCAUUAGUUGUUUUACCAAUUUUACAUUCAUUUUAUCCAUCAAAAGAUUAUAGAUUUAGAUUGUUAAUGAUUUUUCUAACAUUUAUUCCAACUUUCAUAAUUUUGACGAUUUCAUUUGAAUUAUUAUUCUAUAUUGGAUUUUCAAUGAUAUUAUUACAAUGGUUAUCUAUUGAAGAAUUAUUAAAAGUUCCACAUGCUGAAAUUGUUAAAUCACAAGAAGAAACUGGUAGACUUCCAAAAGGUUAUUGGCUUCAAGUUAUUAGAAUUGCCAUCAUUGGGUUUUUCUUCUUACAAUUAGCAUUUUUCGGAACUGGUAAUAUUGCAUCAAUUUCAUCAUUUUCAUUAGACUCAGUAUACAGAUUAAUUCCAAUUUUUGAUCCUUUUUCAAUGGGUGCUUUAUUAAUGAUAAAAUUAAUUAUUCCUUACGUAUUAUUAUCUACUUGUUUGGGUAUAAUGAAUCAUCAAUUAGAAAUCAAGAAAUUCACAAUUUCAACAUUAAUCAUAUCGACUAGUGAUUUCUUAUCAUUAAAUUUUUUCUUUUUAGUUAGAACUGAAGGUUCUUGGUUAGAUAUAGGUGUGUCAAUUUCAAAUUAUUGUUUGGCCAUACUAUCAUCAUUGUUCAUGUUGAUUUUAGAAUUAGUAAGUUCUAUAAUGUUACAUGGAGUUGAAUAUGAUAAUUCUUCGACAAAGUUAGAUUAUGAGCCUAUAAGUCAUAGACUUAGAAAUAAAAAAAAAAUAGAGGUAAUAGAACUCGAUGAUUGA
Molecule: messenger RNA, 2934 nt
Organism: Lodderomyces jiufengensis
Lineage: Eukaryota; Fungi; Ascomycota; Pichiomycetes; Serinales; Debaryomycetaceae
Gene: MCD4
Product: mannose-ethanolamine phosphotransferase
Exons: 1
Coding region: 1-2934 (977 amino acids)
Biological process (GO): GPI anchor biosynthetic process
Cellular component (GO): endoplasmic reticulum membrane
Molecular function (GO): mannose-ethanolamine phosphotransferase activity
Source: RefSeq, a predicted model, not a curated record